AGGGUCAGAGAUACGGAGCAGUGGCUGGGGAUGGGCUGUGAUGUGCUGUUCCCCACCGUGCCCUGCUUUGCCAUCACCUCCGGGCGGCAGUUCGAGGCUCUGUACCCAGAGGGGAUGUGUCCCGGCUGGAGCGUCGUGGUCAAGGGCGAAACCAGCUCCAGCACCAGCAUGUUUGAAAUUAAUUUCCUCAGUCAUCCCGGAGAUCAGAUCGCCUUCCACUUUAACCCCCGCUUUGCCAGCUCCAGAAUUGUCUGCAACUCCUUCCUGGCCAACCACUGGGGGAAGGAGGAGGUGAACAAAACCUUCCCCUUCGAAGCCAAGGAACCCUUCCAGGUUGAAAUCUAUUCCGACCAGGAUUAUUUCCACAUUUUCAUUGAUGAAAACAAAAUCCUGCAGUACAAGCAUCGGCAAAAACAGCUUUCAUCCAUCACCAAGCUGCAGAUUCUCAAUGAUAUUGAAAUUUCUUCAGUGGAAAUCACCAAACGAGGCCUUUACUAGCAAAGGGAGUUGCUAGUAAGUCACCAGCCAUUCCCCCUUAAGUUCCUGAUCGGCUGGGGGCCACAUCCUCCACAUCCCCACCCAUCCUAUGCCAUCACCAGCCAGCCAGAUAGCUGCAGUACAUCCCUGCAGUGGAAACAACGGUCACAGCCUUUGCAUGCCACAGCAUUAGAGCAGCACCCAGCCACGCUGUUAGCUGUAGCCCAGAUCACUGAAGACCUUCUGCCUCUGUGCCCUAAAGUGCAAAACGCUCUUAUCUUUGCUGUUAGAGAUCACUGCUGCACAUCUGCCUUGAAUAGCCUGGAUAUUUUAAUGCUGCUCUAGAAAUUGCAUUUGCCCAAGAUUAGGAUGCAAAUUAGUGCUAGUCCUCAGCUGGCCACAUGGCAAUGGCUGCAAUGUGUAUGGAUGUUACCAAUGCAAAGGGACUGCAGGAGCUGGGUUAAAAUGCCACUGUGUUUGCCAAUAAAAUCCAACAAGGAAAUCCCCACUGAAACAUCCCUCACCGGGCAGAUCAAUUGAGUUCUUUAUUCCCUGCAAACCUAUAGGUGUGCAGUAUGAGCAACAGACGGUACCUGGGGCAGGAGGACACAGGUUGGGGGUUGCUUUACUCUGCACUGGGAAAACACUGCCCUUUUGCUCUGAGGGCUAAGGAAGUCCUGUCUAUGUAGGCCAAAGUGAUAAGAUGCAACUUGCAAGAUAUUUCCAGAAGAUACGUUCCACAGAGAUGUCUGCUCAGUCUGUGUCCUGCCAACUCCAGCCCUCUUAGGCAGACCCUGGGAGUGGUGCGGUGGGUCAGAAAAGGGUGAAGCUUAUCAGGACACAUAGAGGAACAUGGGCCCCUCAGCACGCAACAGAGAUGCAGCUGGACUCCAAAAACAAAAGAACAUCUUCAGAAGCCAGGGUCUGGAAACCUGUGAGCCCAGAAUGAACAAACUGCCACUUUUCCUGUAGCUGUUCUGACUUUUCUCUUUGCCCUGCCUACUUUCAUUUUCUCCUCUUUUUCAGUUGCCUUUCAGUAUAGUCCACUUCUGCCUUACACCCUCUUCUUUUUACUGUUCCCUCUUCCUUGAAGAGGGAAGUAUCUCUGAUUUCUUGACCAAGCCACUACAAGCAAAGAUGCUAUUUUUACUCUUUUAAUUGCACACAUUAAAAGCAUAAUGUCAC
Gallus gallus (chicken) is the source of this 1662-nucleotide messenger RNA. RefSeq names its product galectin-related inter-fiber protein (gene GRIFIN). Lineage: Eukaryota; Metazoa; Chordata; Aves; Galliformes; Phasianidae. Bases 31 to 498 code for a protein of 155 amino acids. The transcript is spliced from 3 exons. The record is from RefSeq and is a predicted model, not a curated record. Gene Ontology annotation, molecular function: carbohydrate binding.